CUCAUAGAUGACUAUUCUUCAGAUCUGCUCACCUCUCCCCCUCCUAUUGAUUUUACAUGUUAAGAGGUCUCUUUGAAGAGCAUAGGGUUGUUCUCUCUCGCAUAUUUUCCCUCCCCCCUUUUUAGCAUUCCCAGCACAUAGUGUGCAUACGCCCAGCCAGUGUCUGUCUCCCUGCAUUGCUGCUGUCUCACUAUAGUGUAUGUGUAUAUAUAGCUUAAAUAAUACUAUACACAAUCCUAAAAUCCUGCGGGGACACUGUGAUGCUGAUGAAAUUGUCUGGGAAUUAAUCUGUGUUUGCCCUAGAUUUUCAAACAGGAAACAAAGCCUUUGUUGUUGUCACUGAUUCCUAUGGCAAAUGAGACUCCCUUUAUUCAAAAGCUGCAACUGAACUAUAUGGGGGAAGCAAACACACUUCUGCACUACAUUGAUCUGGCUAGAAGAGAGAAUCACCCUUCCAAAAAGGAGGACUUAACUGUUACUUGAAUGAAUUGCCCUUGCCAGGAAUCGCACCCAGUUUACAUGUCCAUCAAACUGACGUGCACAAAAGUUCACUCAAACCAUAGUGCCUUUCCUGAGUAUCUUGGUUACGUCAGGAGCAACAAUGAUACCAGUUUAUUGGUUUCUCCUUUGGUCGUGGCUGGGAUAGUCAUAGGCCUGGUUCUAUUUCUGUCCUGCGUCACCAUCAUUAUCGGAAGUCUAAGGAAAGAUGGAGGAGUACGAGACUGGCCCCUUGAGGCAGAACCCAGUUAUGAUGGAAUUUCCUAUGUGGCAUCUAUUGGAGACUUGAGAUCUGCCUGCCCUGGGGACUUAACUCCAACAUUUGGAUUUGGUUCCUACUUGGAACUUAAUGUUUCCUACCCAGAUGCCCCUCCUUGUUAUGAGGACUGUGUUGGGGCAGGGGCCAUGGAACUAUACCCUCCUACUGAUGACCCACCACCCUACUCUUUGGAAAAUCCACACCUCAGCAAUGAAUUGGUCCUGAGCAUCGGCACAGAAGAUACAUCUUGGUCAGUGCAAGAGAACGCAGGUCAUCUACUGCCUACACCAUUGUUGUCCUCCCUCUGGCUCCACUUUGCUCCACCAUAUAGAACUAGAAGCAAGAUGAGUGUACAGAGUCCUGCAAUAUCAAUGGAUGCAUAAAAAGAUACACACAGACCCUCUUUGCAAGAUGGAAUGUUUAACUGAAACCAUCAAGCACAGUAUUUAUAAAUAUUAGAAAUGCCCACUUAUUCAAUGCAAAACAGCGUUCAGAAGUGUCUUGUUUCUUCUAAAUUUUAUCAAUGGGUAAUUAUUUUGCUUGCAUGUGAUCAGAAUUAUUAUUGUAGCGACUGACUAAUAGAGAAACCAACCUUUAAUACAGAUUGAAAUAAAAACAUAAAAUAUUAAUUUGGAACAUAUACAGAUAUUGCAUAAACUAAACAUAACCGUGAAUAUAUCUGUAGAAAUAAGUCAACUGUGUUUUUUCCUUGAAGAAGUUUCGCCAGUCAUCCAACUGGCUUUCUCAAUUCAGAAUAACUUGUAAAUAAGAUCUUUUUUUGACUCAUUUCUACAGAUAUACCAUGACCUGGAUGAAUGAGAAUCUUCACAAACAACAAUGAAAAUGUUUUAAUCACUUCUUGUUCAGAUAAAAAUAGUCAGUAAGCAUAGAGAUGAAAGGGCUAAUUUAAUCCAGUGCUCCCUACAUAGAGCAGCGUCAGGAGGUGCUGUACUUACUGCCUGCUUUAUGGGGCCUCCACCUCCUGCUGCCUUGCAUGGCAGGAGUUAUACUAAAGCACCCGCUUUCCUACCCGCUCCCUUUAAAUCUAAUGCAGGCUGCACUAUGCCCCAUGCAGUGGGCAAAGUGCAACAAAAAUGGCAGAUUUCACUUUGCACACUGCAUGGGCCCUUGUAAGUGUGCCCUAAAAACUACAAUAAUCCUGAUAUUCAUUAUAACACGGGAACAUAUCAUACAAUGAAAAGCAUAAAUGUGGCUAUACUCAGAUUAACCAGGUUAUGAAAUUGAAUUUAUUUGUGAAUGAAUCUGUCGACCAUUGGUGUGGCGGUGUGGAACUAGAAAGUUAAAUAACAUUCUUUCCCAGUCACAUAACAGUUAAAUAAUUAGAAUGCAAACGUGUUGAUAACCAUCUUUAAAUAAAUUUUAUCGGUUUGUAAAACCAACAUGUACCAGUAUGGUGCUGUAUAAUUAGAUUGAAAUUCUAAUAAUCCCACUAUUUAUGUAGUAUUUUCUGUACCAGCUCUAGCAAUAACUAUGUUUCCAUUUGCCUUAUAAUACUGUAUAUUGUCUUCCUGAUUAUUAAGUAAACUGUAAGUAUUUCUGGUCCAAGGUUUGUAAUGUACAGAAUCUAGUUAUUGGUGGCUCGCUAACAUUUCUUUAUCCUUUACCUUCUUUUCUCUCUCUUUGCUGCCUGUGUUCAAGUGUUUUUGAAAGCUCCAUCUGGUGGUCAAUUUCAUAGAGUUCUACAUGACCAAAAAUGCUUAUAACAUAGGCCUGUUCUUCUUAAACUGUAAGUUUGUGGCCUCUUGGCACAGGUUUACUAUAUAUGUAAAGAAAUGAACUUUGUAGUUAAACAAACUUUGAAAUAAAAAUGUUAAUAUUU
Molecule: messenger RNA, 2597 nt
Organism: Xenopus laevis (African clawed frog)
Lineage: Eukaryota; Metazoa; Chordata; Amphibia; Anura; Pipidae
Gene: bean1.L
Product: protein BEAN1
Exons: 5
Coding region: 484-1140 (218 amino acids)
Source: RefSeq, a predicted model, not a curated record